This is a messenger RNA of Capsicum annuum, 2421 nucleotides long. Its product is annotated as probable inactive serine/threonine-protein kinase bub1. The record is from RefSeq and is a predicted model, not a curated record. Gene Ontology annotation, biological process: mitotic spindle assembly checkpoint signaling; meiotic sister chromatid cohesion, centromeric. Gene Ontology annotation, molecular function: protein kinase activity. Bases 72 to 1781 code for a protein of 569 amino acids. The transcript has 6 exons. NCBI's taxonomy places the organism in Eukaryota, Viridiplantae, Streptophyta, Magnoliopsida, Solanales, Solanaceae.
CGCUCUCUAAAAUUCAAUUUAGGUUUGACAGUGGAGUUUCUUUUUCCAAUAUCUCAUACCUGCAUCAAUCAAUGUCUUUAAUGUACAAUGACAUCUUCUCUUCUCUGGUUUCUGACAUCAAAUCCUACAACGGCAAAGACCCUCUUCUCCCUUGGCUCCGAGGGAUAAAGAAAAUGAAAGAGUCACUUCCUCCGCAGCUGCUUAAGGAGAAACUCCCACGAUUUCUUCAGAAAUGUGCACAGACUUUUGAGACCGAUCGCCGCUAUACUAAUGAUAUGCGUUAUCUUCGAGUCUGGUUACAACUGAUAGACUACGUUCAUGACCCAAAAGGGGUACUUAAAACCAUGGAGUUGAAUCAAAUCGGGAUAAAAAAGUCUCUGUUUUACCAAGCAUAUGCUCUUCAUUAUGAAAAGGUUAAAAAGUUUGAGGCUGCAGAGAAGAUGUACCAUUUGGGCGUGCAGAAGCUUGCUGAACCAUUUGAUGAUUUACAUAAUUCAUAUGAGCAGUUCCUUCAUCGCAUGGAGCAGCGUAAGAAUAAGAGGAUACAGCGCCAGGAAGGGAAAAAUAAAAUAUAUUCUCUUGGUGCUAAAAAUAUCACUUUGACUAACAAUGAGAUUAAGGAAAAUAAUGAGAAUUUAAGUGGAAAUGAAAACAAUCCCGUCAUCGCCAGGGAUCAGUUACCCAAUGUACGAUCCAAGCAUUUAAAUAUGAAAAAUGAGGUUGCCAUUUCACAGGGCUCCAGGAGAGAGUCGCAAAUGAACGAAACUACUCAUGAUGGUCCAGCCCUUCAGAAGGAACUCAGGAGUGACCUCAGGCUAAAAAUUUGUGGUGGAGACACUGUAGAAGCAGAUAGAUGCCGAAAGUUUACUGGUGAAGACACAGUCGUAGCUAAAUUUGUAGGUAAUGCCGUUGUUGGGAAGUCUGAUGUCGAAGAUGCACGACAUCAUGGUCUGGUGGAACCUACCAUUAAUACAAAGGAGGCCAUACAUGCCAUUAAUAGCAUGUUUCGAGAGCCAUUAGAGCCAUCUCUUGCAGACAAACAUUCGCGUAGAAACCAGCCAAAAGUUGAUCAGAGAUCAAACAAUGGUUUUGAGGUAUUUCUUGACGAAAACACUGAUAGUGCUGCUGGAUCUUCUCACCAAGGCUUGGCAAAUGGUUCAUCAGUGCCACAAAGCAACAGAGUUGAGACUCAAAAGCCCAUGCAAGAGCCAUUUCAGAUAUAUACUGAUGGUGACGACACCAGUGAUGUGAGAGAGGGAGUUCAUCAGAUGGAUAAAUUGGAUACUGGUUGUACUAUUGGAGAUGGGAUCGUGAAAGGUUUUGUUUUUCCAAGUCCAACUGAUGUUACUUCAGAAUAUUCUAGAGAUCCAAUUGUUGAAAGGCCUCCUCAAGGAAGACUCCGUAGGGAGGACACGGUUGUAUAUAAAUUUGUUGGUUCCACCAUUUCAGAAGAUUCAGCGGUUGAAAAUGUUUGCCAUCAUGGCCUUGUAGAACCAACAAUUAACUUGAAGGAGGCUAUGGAUGAUAUUAAUAGCAUGUUCGGAAGGCCAAUUGAGUUUACAAGGAAAAGCAAGCCGAAGAAGCAGGGAUUAGCUCCUAAGAUGGAGCGAGAUGGCAGUAGGUUCAUGAUACUUCCAGAUGAUGAGCCACACCAUCAACCUAAGAGUUCCCCGCCAACUUUGUCUUCAAAAAUGGAUUAUGACUUGUUUGAGAAAACUAUGUGCACACAGGAGGCAAUGGAUGAAAUAAAUAAAAUGUUUGCAAUGCCAUUGGAUUUCUAAGAUGCUGUUUUCAAGAGGAGAGCCGACCAGUUUUACGCGGCAUGAAUGUAGAGGAUGGUCAAGAUAGGAAUGUCCCAUUUUGAAGCCAUCCAGCGGUGCAAAUAAGUAGCCAUUUUCAUCUGUUUUAAAUGCCUUGUAGAAGCUCGUUCUUUUCAUGUAAUUUUUGCAGAUAACACUAACUUUAGCUGCUGCAAUGGACUUAGCUCCUGACAGAGACCAUGAUCCGUAGUUAUCACAGCUCUGGCAGUAGACCAUGCCUUCAACCACCACUUGAGCAGUUUUCUCUACAGACUUGGCUGGCACGUUGUCAUAGGCGGUCAUCGGUGGAAAGGCUAAUGCAAGGAGCAACGAGGUGAUCAGGACAAGUUGGCUGCUUGCCAUUUCUUGGAAAAUGUUGAGCUUAUGUCAGUUUUGGAAUGUUAUUCUGCUUCGAGGUCAAGUUCAUCUGAGUUAGAUUCCUAUAUAUAGUUUUUGUCAAGAACGUGAAUGCUACUAAAUCAUGUUUGUUGAGUGCGUAUUGAUCAUCAAUAGUCUCCAGACGUGGUGACCAUCUUCAGCAGUUCAUAUUUUGUAUAAUAGUUUAUGAGCAUCAAUCUGUUGUGUCCACUAUAUUCUUCUACGUGCAAAUUACUUACCCUUC